Molecule: messenger RNA, 255 nt
Organism: Spirometra erinaceieuropaei
Lineage: Eukaryota; Metazoa; Platyhelminthes; Cestoda; Diphyllobothriidea; Diphyllobothriidae
Source: the annotation of a GenBank genome assembly
AUGGCCAAAAUAGGCAAAGGUGUGCAGAUUGGUUUGUCCUGGGUGAAGACAAGACCCGGCGACCUUCCGGAGGGUGCCAUUGAGACACAGCCCGGCGUCUACAUAUGCCGCGCCAUGCAUGAGGGUGAACAAAUUCCCGGAAAGUACGUUCCCCGACUCUCGCUCGCCUAUGUCUCCUACGGUGGCGAGGAACAUCAGAAGAAGGAUUGCGAAGUACUCUGUGACACUUGUUGCCCCGGACAAGGUUGCUGGUAA